Messenger RNA from Solanum dulcamara, 600 nucleotides. RefSeq lists its product as uncharacterized. The transcript is spliced from 2 exons. Bases 1 to 600 code for a protein of 199 amino acids. The record is from RefSeq and is a predicted model, not a curated record. Lineage: Eukaryota; Viridiplantae; Streptophyta; Magnoliopsida; Solanales; Solanaceae.
AUGGCCAAAUUCUAUAGAAAAGAAGAUUUUGAAAAAUUGAUGGUUAAGGUGGAAAAAAUUGAUUAUCGGGUUAAGGAGUAUCUUGAGAAUGUUGUGUAUGUAAAAUGGUCAAGAGUUCAUGCAACAAUAAACAGAGGAAGAAUGAUGACUUCUAACAUCGCUGAAUGUAUCAAUGGAUGCCUUGUUGAGGCACGACAGUUACCUAUAUUAGAAUUCUUGGAGGAGGCUAGAAUUCUACUUGAUUCUUGUCACUGUAAAAAUAGAGAGAUUUUCUCGUAUACAAAGGAAAUAUUAGGGAGAAGGUUUGAAAAGAUUUUGAUUAUAGCGUCUAAAAGUUCAAGAAUGAAGGUUGUUCCAUCAUUUGAGUUUAUGUUUUCAGUUUAUGAAUCUGGAAGAAGAUACAUUGUAUGCCUUGAGCGAAAAAUAUGUAAUUGUGGAAGAUUUCAACUAGAUGAGAUACCUCGUGCACAUGAAAUUGCUGUUUUAAAAAGCAAAAAUGUUAUAGAAAUGCAUCCAAACUACUCUGAUUACUACAAACCAGAUGCAUUAGCUAAAAUUUAUGAGGUUCCAAUGAUUUCAAUGCCUGAUAAAGAAGAUUGA